Molecule: messenger RNA, 423 nt
Organism: Alternaria ventricosa
Lineage: Eukaryota; Fungi; Ascomycota; Dothideomycetes; Pleosporales; Pleosporaceae
Exons: 2
Coding region: 1-423 (140 amino acids)
Source: RefSeq, a predicted model, not a curated record
AUGUCAGGCAUCUUCAGCAAGCUCACGGCCUACUUCACGCCAGAGAAGCCAAAGUUCCGCAUCACCGCACUUGUCGCGCCCGCAACGUCGCAACAAUACUUCUCCGACUCCAGCUUCUCACACGCUGACCUGAUUGGUAUCAACGAAACCAUCACACGCGAAUGCAAAGCAGAGUACCUGAAGGAACACUACGUCAUUGAGUGGGCAGCUGGCAGCAUCAUGGAAAAUGAAGAGGUGGACAUUGGAGGAGAAACUGUACGCAGGGAGAAAAGGGGACGGCCUAAGAUUUGGCAGGGUUGGUGCAAGGAUGGUGGGAUGGUUUAUUUGAGCCCCACGGAAAGGCUGAGGUGUAUUGAGGGCUAUGACGAGCAUGUGAGGGAGGAAAGGGAGAGCGACCGGUUGAAGAAGGCGAACUCGAUUUAG